AUGGAAUCUAAUAAUGAUGAAACUGCAAAACUUAAUAAUAUGGAGGAUGAUCAAGAGCCACCUGAGUCACAAAUAUCUAACGAUAUUGAAACCACACAAUCAUCGGAAAUUGUGACGACACCAAUAAGUACUAUGAAUCAUCGAAUACGAGAAGAUGCUAUAUUAAAAAUUACAUCUAAUAGGCUAUUUGAUGGGAAAAUUACUAAUCUAUGUUCGCCUUCAUCAUCUCUAUCAUUAAGUUUUUCAAAUAAAAAGUUUUCCUCAUCAGUUCCAACAACUAGUCAACCACUUCGAAUAUCAUUACAUGAUGCAUCUUCCGUACUUCAAAAUACACCAAAUAAAUCUAUUAAAUUACCAACAUUAUUCCAAUUGUGCUUAUCAAAAUUAAAUGAAAGUUCUAUCAGUAUAUCUACAUUCAAGAACAUUUAUGCAGUUAGAAGCUAUUUUGAAGCCCCUUCCAAACAAAUAACCUGUAAAAUUGAUAAUGUUCGAGAAACGUCUGCAGGUUUAUGUACUCCAAACUCCUUAACUAGUGCCCCGCCAUCAUAUUCAUUUGUAUUAAGACAAAUGAACUUAAGGCGCCGGCCAAGGUUUAUGGGUACUUUUAUUCCAUCUCCGUCGUUUAUUUUACGUCCUCCGCCUCCGAAUUACGCUACAGCUUUUGAUGUAUACGUAGACAGUCCAAUACCACCUCCUCCAAUAGUAUACAACUAUGGUUUUACAUCAAUGCCCGUAAUUUGUCCUGAAUGUGGAUAUGCUGGUAUGAGUAUGAUAACUAGCAGGGUAACAGUCUGUACACAUUUGUGGGCAGCUGCCCUGUGUAUUUUUUGUUGUUGGAUUUGUGCUCCGUUGCCUUAUGUUUUACGCUCUUGCAAAAAUGUUUACCAUUAUUGUAGAAAUUGUCGCAAUUUUUUGGGUAUGUAUUGUCCUACAAGCCAAGAAAAUAUGUAUUAA
Molecule: messenger RNA, 954 nt
Organism: Parnassius mnemosyne (clouded apollo)
Lineage: Eukaryota; Metazoa; Arthropoda; Insecta; Lepidoptera; Papilionidae
Source: the annotation of a GenBank genome assembly